AUUGGACCAGGAGGAUUUGUGCAAUUAAAUUUUGACAAGUCAACGCCACCAGUUUCAGAAGGGGAUUAAGGCUUCAAGAAGAGACCUGCAGAUUUUUAAUCAACCUGCUCAGAAUUUCUGAGGAAGGUGGGACUUGAACGUGGAUCUUCUGACCCUGAGGAGACGCAACCAGCAACUACACUUUUUUUAAAUGCUGUGAUAAAAGCCAUCUUUAACUUGGCCAAUAUUUCUCCUAUAUUUUCCAAGACUCCUGGUUAGUUGAAUCGGUGUUCUUACUUUAGCCAGACUGCUGGUAGAAUGUGCUUCAAUUCUGUGAAGAUUAAUCUGCGGGAAUAAAAGCAAUGUGAGAUAAUACAGCUAAGCCUUCCAUCUUCACCUGGUGGUGUUUCCCAGUCUGAACGUGUUGGAACAAGCAAAUUUGGAAGACUGCAUUGAGGGGGGGGGGGGGGGGGGGGGAAAUUGGGUUGUUUACGUUUUGUGCUGGAAGUUUAACUAUGGGCCAGAGAGUUACUGUUGGACUGAAGACUGUGGAUGUGAGAGACCCGUCAUACAGGCCUCUUCGUCAUGAACUGCAAGGGCUUGACUAUUGCAAGCCAGCUCGACUGGACAUGCUCCUGGACAUGCCACCUGCUAACGGCGAGGUCCAGCUAUUGCACUCGUGGAACAAUGAUGAUCGAUCGCUCAACGUGUUUGUGAAAGAAGACGACAAAUUGAUAUUUCAUCGCCAUCCAGUGGCACAGAGUACUGAUGCCAUUAGAGGCAAAGUGGGAUAUACCAGAGGACUACAUGUCUGGGAAAUUACUUGGGCGAUGAGACAACGGGGAACACAUGCAGUGGUUGGUGUUGCAACAAUAGAUGCUCCUUUGCACUCUGUGGGUUACACAGCACUUGUUGGUAGUAAUUGUGAAUCCUGGGGCUGGGACCUCGGACGUAACAAACUUUAUUUUGACGGCAAAAACCAACCAAGCCAGACUUAUCCAGCUUUCUUGGAGCCCCAUGAAACCUUUAUAGUACCAGAUGUAUUCCUGGUGGUUUUGGACAUGGAUGAAGGAACUUUAAGCUAUAUUGUGGAUGGACAUUAUCUGGGAGUUGCGUGCAGAGGACUUAAAGGGAAAAAACUUUAUCCAGUUGUAAGUGCUGUUUGGGGUCACUGUGAGAUCCGAAUGCGCUACAUUAAUGGACUGGACCCUGAACCACUGCCAUUGAUGGACCUUUGUCGGCGUUCAGUACGGGUUGCUUUGGGCAAGGAUCGCUUACAGGAAAUCCACUCACUACCACUACCAGCCUCCCUGAAGAACUACCUUCUCUACCAGUGAUGGACUAAACAAUGGACUUGUACCCUAAGAGACACUGCACCCAGGCAGUUAUUUCAGCUUAACCUUCAUCCACUGUGUGGUGGGCAUUAUUUUUAAAUUCUGGUCAUUUUUUUUCCCCAAAGCUCAGCAGCUCACAAACAACAAUAGUUUUUUGGUUUAAGCAAACACUCAAUUAUUUUUUAAGGUAUGGAGUUUUUACAUAUUGGGGAUGUGAAUAUUUUUUACAGUGUACAUCAAAACAGACAUUUCCAUUAAUCCUUUCUGCAAUCAAAAUACAUAUCUAACUCCUGAUUUGGAAUUUGCUUGUUUGAUUUUGAAGGCAAUUUUCUUUUAUUUUUAAAAAUUCCAUUUGUAAAAUGGAAAUCUGUCCCUGUUUUCUGCCACAUAUUGCUACUUCCAUAUGCAAAUAGUGCUGAGCAUGCAAUAUAAUCUUUUUAAUAGCUGCUAUGAUGGGUGGUCAGGUGGGAGUUGGGAUCAGGAAUGGAGGAGAGCUGGGAUUAAAAUUUGCAUCGAACAUUUUGAGUACGGGGGAUGCUUUGAAGACCUAGUGUGACUUCCAGUUGAGUCCUGGAAAGAUCCAAAGGAGUUUCGUUAUCAACAAUUUUCUUGCCUCUGUGGUUUAUUUUUUCCUGGUAGAAAACUAAACCUAGCUUGUUUUUAAAAAUUACCUCACCUUCACUUUAUUUUCUUUUGUUGACUUGUUGCUCUCUCUUUGGUAACUAAAGUGCACAAUAAUGCCUGCAUUUGUGAAUUAAAGAGUAGCUGUCUCUCUCAAGCCAAACACUUUUUAUAAAGGAAUACAGACUCUUACUAGCAGGUCUGGUAGAAAACUCCUAUCAUGGCUUCACUUUGUAAGUAACUGUAUAAGUGACUUAGUUUUGGGGACUUCACCUAGCAUGUCCUAAUGUGAUGCAGCAUCUAUUGGUUUUAAUGUGCAAUAUGUGAAUGAAAUGGUUGUUUUAAAGCUAUCUUGAAAUAAAGUGUAACUUUCCA
Molecule: messenger RNA, 2309 nt
Organism: Rhincodon typus (whale shark)
Lineage: Eukaryota; Metazoa; Chordata; Chondrichthyes; Orectolobiformes; Rhincodontidae
Gene: spsb1
Product: splA/ryanodine receptor domain and SOCS box containing 1
Exons: 5
Coding region: 495-1316 (273 amino acids)
Biological process (GO): intracellular signal transduction; proteasome-mediated ubiquitin-dependent protein catabolic process
Cellular component (GO): SCF ubiquitin ligase complex
Molecular function (GO): protein binding
Source: RefSeq, a predicted model, not a curated record